This is a messenger RNA of Manduca sexta (tobacco hornworm), 1731 nucleotides long. Its product is annotated as cytochrome P450 6k1. The coding region runs from base 39 to 1577 and encodes 512 amino acids. The record is from RefSeq and is a predicted model, not a curated record. The transcript has 8 exons. Gene Ontology annotation, molecular function: heme binding; oxidoreductase activity, acting on paired donors, with incorporation or reduction of molecular oxygen; monooxygenase activity. NCBI's taxonomy places the organism in Eukaryota, Metazoa, Arthropoda, Insecta, Lepidoptera, Sphingidae.
UGUUUAUCUAGGCAGAUCGAUUUCAAGUACUGUUCAAGAUGGACGCGGGCACUAGUGUGAUUACGCAAACAAUUCUUCUAAUUAUUGUUGUAGUAUUUACUGCAAUCUAUUUCUUUUUCAAGAAAAAUUAUAAUUAUUGGAAAAACCGAGGAAUACAUUAUGAAGAACCCUUUUUAAUUUUUGGCAAUUUGUCGUAUGUGAUGAGAAAAAGUUCGUGGCAAAUGUUUAAAGAUUGGGGGAAGAGGAACUCGAGCGAUUACUACGGUAUAUUUUUGGGCUGGAAACCUGCAUUGAUUAUUCAAUCGCCGGAGUAUGCUAAGAUGAUUUUGGUUAAAGAUCACCAUCAUUUUCUCGAUAGAUACUUAUAUAGCUCAUAUGAUUCGGAUCCGCUGGGCUCUCUAAAUGUAUUCAGUGUCAAGUCACCUUUAUGGAAAAAUAUAAGACAAGAGUUGACCCCAAUGUUCACAUCUAACAGGUUAAAAGUACUGACGGAACUAAUGAACGUUAAUGCAAAACAUCUAGUGAACAAAAUACAAAGGGAUUACAUUGAUAAACGCGAGCCAGUCAACCUUAAGGAGUUAUUUUCUAUGUACGCGUCAGACACUGUGGGGUACACGGUGUUCGGUAUCCACGUGAGCGCACUGAACGACCCCUCCUCGCCGCUCUGGUACAUCACCAAGCACAUGGUCAAGUGGACCUUCUCGCGCGGCUUCGAGUUCACCAUGAUCUUCUUCUUGCCGUUUAUUGCUAGAACGUUACGAUUAACAUUAUUCUCACAACCAGCGACCGAAUAUGUUCAAAAGUUAUUUUGGGGCACUGUUAAAGAGCGUCAAUCUAAUGGAAAGACAUCUGAUAAAGAUUUAGUUAAUCAUUUACUACGGUUGAAAGAGGAUUUGAAGUUACCUGCCGAAGCUGGUUCACAAUUGGCGGAAGACAUGAUGCUUGCUCAAGCGGCAGUGUUUAUAUUUGGCUCGGUUGACACGUCUUCGACUACCCUCAGUUAUUGUUUGCAAGAGCUGGCGCAUCAUCCAGAGGAACAGGAGAAACUCUAUGAAGAAAUUGAUAAAAAAGUAAAAGAGUCAGGCAAUGAUGUCUUGAAUUAUACAGAUUUGAUGGAACUUAAAUAUCUUUCGGCUUGUAUUCUCGAAACUUUAAGAAAGUACCCUCCUGUGCCACAUAUAGACAGAGCAUGCCAUACAGAUUACCAAUUAAACAACGAUGUACUUAUUGAGAAAGGCACGCCGGUGUUCGUGAACGUGGUCCAUAUUCACUACAACGAGGAAUAUUAUCCGGAACCGGAAAAGUGGCGACCGGAACGCAUGCUUAACAUGGCGGACAACGAUAACAGGGACUUUACAUUCUUGCCAUUUGGCGAGGGACCUCGAUUCUGCAUAGGAAAGCGUUACGGGUUGAUGCAAAUUCGCGCGGCAAUGGUGCAGAUGGUUCAGAAGUAUAAAUUCGAGCCGGCGGUCGGGGAGCCUUACCAAAUCGACUCAGAUCCUUACAGUGUCCUCUUAUCGCCCAAAAGUGGAGGGCGUGUUACGUUUGUUCCACGCAGUAAUGAAAAGAAUGUUUAAUAUAUCGUUACUUGUGAUUUAUGUCUUGUUUUUUAACAUUUUGUUUGUGAAUCAUUAAAAUAUUUUGACUGUUGAUUUCAUUUCUUUGAACGUGUUAAUAAUAUAUAUAAUGAUAAUAUAUAUUAAACCUCUAACAAAGUUUUGCAAAAAUCAA